Rana temporaria (common frog) is the source of this 1295-nucleotide messenger RNA. RefSeq names its product olfactory receptor 5V1-like. The coding region runs from base 21 to 974 and encodes 317 amino acids. Gene Ontology annotation, cellular component: membrane. The transcript has a single exon. NCBI's taxonomy places the organism in Eukaryota, Metazoa, Chordata, Amphibia, Anura, Ranidae. The record is from RefSeq and is a predicted model, not a curated record. Gene Ontology annotation, molecular function: olfactory receptor activity; G protein-coupled receptor activity. Gene Ontology annotation, biological process: G protein-coupled receptor signaling pathway.
AGGGGGUGCUGAGCCGAUACAUGGCAAACAAGACAGCAUGGUUUAUUGAAUUCACACUGCUAGGAUUGACUGAAAAUGCUAAGAAUCAGGUUAUCUUGUUUGGGUUCUUCAUGAUAGUUUAUGUCAUCACAAUUCUAGGAAAUUCUCUGAUGGUCAUCACAAUCACACUAUCCACAACUCUUCAUACUCCAAUGUACUUCUUUCUGCGAAAUCUCUCUGUUGUUGAUAUAUGCUAUACCACCUCCACAGUCCCAAAGCUGUUGUCAAAUUUUUUAAUGGCCAAAAAACAAAUUUCCUUUUUUGGCUGUGUGGCCCAGCUUUAUUCUUUUAUAUCAUUUGGAGGAGUUGAAUGCGUUUUGCUAGCUGCUAUGGCAGGCGAUCGCUAUGUGGCUAUAUGCAUGCCCCUAAUUUAUUCUAAAGUAAUGAGCUGGAAGACAUGUAUGAUCAUGGCUACCACAUGUUGGAUAAUUGGUCUGGUAAAUUCUCUUGCCCAUACUGUAUUCACAUUUCGGCUACCAUUCUGCAAAUCUAAAGCUAUAAACCACUUUUUCUGUGAUAUCCCACCACUUCUGGCCUUGUCUUGCGCUGAUACAUCCAUUAAUGAAAUUGUGGUGUACACUGCUGGAGGGUCUGUGAUCUUUGGGUCAUUUUUGUUAACUAUUAUGUCAUAUGUUCUUAUUGUUAGAACAAUUUUAAAAAUUAAGACAGCCUCAGGAAGAUUUAAAGCAUUUUCAACUUGUGCCUCUCAUUUGGCAGUUGUGACACUUUAUUUUGGAACAAUUGUCUUCACAUAUAUACGUCCUACAUCUACUUAUUCUCUUGACCAGGACAGGGUUGUUCCAGUUCUGUAUGGGAUUAUUAUUCCUAUGCUAAACCCAAUCAUAUAUAGCUUUAGAAACAAAGAUGUGCAUGGAGCAAUAAAAAAAGUAAUUUUAAGAAGACACCAGAUAGCUACAGAAAGAGAACCAAACUAAUUUACACUUAUUAAACACAAACAUAAAUGUUGCAUAGAUGAAGAAACGGCAUUGCUUAAAAAUGAUGACACUUAUUUUUUAUUAUAUUUUUGUUCCACAUUAAAUACACAAAUUGUGUGACAAUAAGCAGCAACACAAUGUGGGAUACAAACAAAACAAGAAUGGCAAGUGAAGGUUGCGCUCUAACUAAAUAAUGUGAGAACCACAAAACUAUUAAUGAUAUAGUCCUUGACGUGAUGAUGAAUAUAUGUGGCAAAUAAACCUAAAUAAAUAAUAAUAAGUAAUAAUACCCACUCAUAAAAGUGAUAUAUGAGGUAAUGA